Molecule: messenger RNA, 570 nt
Organism: Polychytrium aggregatum
Lineage: Eukaryota; Fungi; Chytridiomycota; Chytridiomycetes; Polychytriales
Product: ADP-ribosylation factor family-domain-containing protein
Exons: 1
Coding region: 1-570 (189 amino acids)
Biological process (GO): intracellular protein transport; vesicle-mediated transport
Cellular component (GO): Golgi apparatus; cytoplasm
Molecular function (GO): GTP binding; GTPase activity
Source: RefSeq, a predicted model, not a curated record
AUGGGCGCACAUGUGUCUUCCAUCUGGAAAGGCGAGCCCCGCAAGUUUGUGCUGGUGAUCGUCGGCCUGGCCGGCGGCGGCAAGACCACCGUUUUCAACCAGCUUCGUGGAGACGAUGCAAGCGGCCCGCCCGAGGCAACUGUCGGGUUCAAUCACGACAUCAUCAGCUUCGGCGACAACCUCGACAUCCAGCUCUGGGACAUCAGCGGCGCAAGCGUCAGCAUUCCCUUCUGGCGAUGCUUCUAUGCUGAUGCACAUGCCCUGCUCUUUGUCGUGGACUCGACCGAUCCCGACCGGGCUGCAACCGCUGGUGGGGCGCUGAUCCAGAUCCUGCAGGACCCGUUCCUCCCGGGCGGGUGUCCGCUGCUGAUCUUGUCCAACAAGCACGACCUGGACACGGCAAUGGACAAUAGCGGGCUCACCGAAGCUAUGGGAAUCGAGCCGAUUCUGAAAGAAACCACCCGCGAGUGGGCCAUCAUCCAGUGCAUCGCCCAGGAGGGAAUCGGCCUUGAAGAAACAACGACAUGGCUGCUCGAUCGGCUUCUCGGCGGCACAUACGGCUCGUUCUGA